This is a messenger RNA of Theileria annulata, 1020 nucleotides long. RefSeq names its product glyceraldehyde-3-phosphate dehydrogenase, putative. The record is from RefSeq and is a predicted model, not a curated record. Gene Ontology annotation, molecular function: NAD binding; oxidoreductase activity, acting on the aldehyde or oxo group of donors, NAD or NADP as acceptor; NADP binding. Gene Ontology annotation, biological process: glucose metabolic process. NCBI's taxonomy places the organism in Eukaryota, Apicomplexa, Aconoidasida, Piroplasmida, Theileriidae. The transcript has a single exon. The coding region runs from base 1 to 1020 and encodes 339 amino acids.
AUGGUUGUAAGGAUUGGCAUCAACGGCUACGGCCGUAUCGGACGCUUGGUCCACAGAGCAUCAUUAGCACUAGAGAACGUCGAGGUCGUCCACGUUAACGAUCCUUUCAUGACCCCAGACUACAUCAAGUAUUUGUUCAAGCACGACUCAGUUCACGGCUCACUGCCCGCUGAAUUGUCAGUAACCAGCGACCAUCUUAUGGUUGGCUCAAAGAAGGUACACCUUACCUUCGAAAAAGACCCAGCAGCAAUCCCCUGGGGCAAAAACGACGUCGACGUCGUUGCCGAGUGUUCUGGAGUAUUCACAAGCACUGAGAAGGCCAAGCUUCACCUUGACGGGGGAGCAAAGUUGGUAGUCAUCUCAGCCCCGACGAGCGACUCUACACCGAUGUACGUUUUCGGAGUCAACCACACCAGCUACGACAAGUCUGUCCGUGUGAUGUCAAACGCAAGCUGCACCACCAACUGCCUGGCACCACUCGCCAAGGUCGUCAAUGACAAUUUCGGAAUUGUAGAGGGUCUGAUGACCACAGUGCACGCAGUUACAGCUAACCAACUUACAGUUGAUGGCGCUUCAAGGGGAGGAAAGGACUGGCGCGCAGGUCGCUGCGCAGGAGUGAAUAUCAUUCCAGCCUCAACUGGAGCUGCCAAGGCAGUGGGCAAGGUAAUUCCUGAGCUGAACGGGAAACUCACUGGUAUGGCAUUCCGCGUUCCAGUGUCCGACGUGAGUGUAGUGGACCUCACAGUUAGGCUUGCCAAGCCAGCAAAAUACGAAGACAUCGUCAAGGCAGUCAAGGCUGCAGCUGAAGGCCCAAUGAAGGGAGUGCUUGGCUACACCGAGGACGAGGUCGUGUCAUCAGACUUUGUCGACGACAAGAGGUCCAGCGUCUUUGACGUCAAGGCUGGAAUAUCACUCAACGACACCUUCGUCAAGUUGGUAUCCUGGUACGACAACGAGUGGGGGUACUCUAACAGACUGCUCGACCUCGCCUACUACGUUUUCCAGAAAUAUUCAUCAUAA